GUGUCGCAGUAUCCAACCUUGACUGACUGAAAACGCAUAUACGUCACGCAAGCCCGGCUUGGCCGACGACCAGUAGACGUCGCAGUGCAGGUUACAUCCGCGCAUCAGUGUAGGAUAGGUGUUAUGUUUAUCUCGCUCGAAGAUAAGCCGACAAUAGCGAUUAAUUAAACAAAUAUUCGUAUAACCUCUCGAAUGUUCCGCUCUACGAUUUUUUGAUAAUCGCUGCUUUUGCAUACACACCGAUGCAGCGAGUUUACGCGUUUAUAAAGAGGUUGCAGUGAGAUAUGUGAUCACUGCGCGCAAAAGGCUAUAAUUAUUCUCGACUGGAUGCUAUUGUCGCGUUUUAUUUUUUGGAGUAUAAUUAAGUUUCGCAGUUUACAGCUGCUCUUUUACGUUUAAUUCGGUACAGAAGAGAAAUUCUGCUGCGAUUAUGGAUAAGUCCGUGAAGAAGAGGCAAGUGCCUCCGGUAGUUGAAAAACUACUGUCCAUGGAUGUCUACGUGACAGAUCAGUUUGUCAAGGCUAUGGAAAGAUUUUUAGCUUUCCGACAGCUGAGAACUCAUUACAAAUUGCUGGAGUAUUCCUGCCAUGGACUGCUAUGGAUCCCUUGUUGGAUAGGCUUUAUCUGGGUUUUAAACAGUAGAAGCUUGUACCAAAUGCAAGUUAAUUUGUUCAUAGGUCUGAUUUUGGAUGUGAUAUUAAUCGCAUUAAUAAAAGCCAUCACCAGGAGGCGCAGGCCAGCUAAGAACGAGUCAUUAGAAAUAGGGCCUGACAAAUUCUCAUUUCCUUCCGGUCAUGCGUCCAGAGCAUUCUACAUCGCCAGCUUCUUUAUUUACAACUGGCCUGUGCACUUUAUAUUUGUGCCGCCUCUAAUGUGUUGGUCCAUUUGCGUCUGUUUGUCAAGGAUCAUGAUGAGAAGACAUCAUCUGCUCGAUGUUGCUGUUGGGGCUGUCUUGGGUAUUGCAGAGGCCUACUUUAUUGGACUGAUUUAUUUAGAAGACGAAACUUGCAGAGAUUUAAUAUGGUAUAUAACGGAUGAGAAGCUGGAUGGUGGUGAAUACCAUGUGUGAAGACAACCGACUGGUUUUACAUUUUUUCGUACAUUUUACUGUUAAAUUAUUACUCAUUUUAGCGAAAGAUAAUAAAAUGUAUUUUUUAAUAUAUUAUGCACUCUA
Molecule: messenger RNA, 1174 nt
Organism: Nasonia vitripennis (jewel wasp)
Lineage: Eukaryota; Metazoa; Arthropoda; Insecta; Hymenoptera; Pteromalidae
Product: phospholipid phosphatase 6
Exons: 4
Coding region: 431-1069 (212 amino acids)
Molecular function (GO): sphingosine-1-phosphate phosphatase activity
Source: RefSeq, a predicted model, not a curated record